Messenger RNA from Cylicocyclus nassatus, 2035 nucleotides. Lineage: Eukaryota; Metazoa; Nematoda; Chromadorea; Rhabditida; Strongylidae. The record is from the annotation of a GenBank genome assembly.
AUGUUCAUCGGUAAUGAGCCCCGUGAGCGACCCCUUUCACCAAUAUUCACCGAUGCGGACAAACCGCAAAUGCGAAGAAAUGGCUUACAAGAGGACGGGAUGCUCAAAGUAAAUCGCAUUCCUCUUAUACGGACUGCCAUCGUGGAAGUGCUGAGAGCGGAAUCGCCAAGUUGUAUCUGGGUGCGCUUAACUAAUCACAUAACGGACACUUUGGUAUUCACCGAACCAUAUGACUUGGUGCAACGGUACAAGAAAGGAGGUCCUGACGGUGAUAAAGAGAUUAGUGAAUUCGAAUAUUGCCUGGCUCCAUUCGCGGACAGAAAGUAUGCACGAUGUCGAGUUCUGGAUGUUGUAGACAACAUGGUGAAAGUCAUUUUUAUUGAUGAAGGCAUCACAGCUUGGAUGUUUAGGGAUUGCCUCGCUUGCAUGCCCGUAGAGCUGUCUUACCAUCCAUGGCAGGCCAUCAAAGUGUCAUUAUGCGGAGUUGGAAUGCGAGAGCUUUUGCGACGAAAGCAGGGAACAUUGAUCUGGCAUGACGAAGAAUGUGCGAUCUUUCGACAGAUUCUUACCAGAUUUCCUCUGAUGAAGACGCGCACUGUGAAGUCAUCCAUCGUUCAUAAUGAUUACAGGAAAGCUGUGCAGGUGGAACUCUAUGGAAUACCGGAAGGUCAUAACAACACCUCAUCUGAAGUUGGCGUAUCCAUUGCUGCACUUUUCUCUGCCGAAUUACGAGGACAUCUUCGUGCGCGUCGUGUCGCAAACUCGGCAGAUUUCACGCCAGCUCUGAAUAUCGAUGGCGAAGCUUUACCGUUGCGAGAAAAAGAGAUACCGCUCUUCAGAAGGGAAUUCCCAAAAGAUUGGAAGCGAGUUUCUGUCGCUAAUGACCAGGCUACUAUAAAUGAGAAAAUACGGGAGUGGCAGGAUUGGACACCGGAUAAAGCGCACAUUCCGCCGCUUGAAGUAGAAUGGCUCAAUGCUAACGGGUAUCGGACAGCCUACAAUGAUGAGUAUUUGGUCAAUAUUGAAGGAUCGCAAACACAAUCACCUUACGAGUUUUAUGCUCGACCCAUCCGUAGAGAACGUGUGGAAGUGACUGGAAAAGAUCUUAUUGGUGAACUUGGAGAAGUGGAGGCCCAGCUGCAGUCUGAAACGGAUGCCAUGCUGAAUGCGCAUGAUGAAUUGCGAAAAAAGGCUACAGUUCUAGAUGCAUUCUACUCACUGGAAGAUAAUCGAAGUCCACUUGAUAGCAGUGAUUGCAUCAAGUGGUUGAAGUCAAAUAUGCGAGUAUUUGCAAUAUGCGCCUGUUCAGAAGAACGUGGCACCUAUACAGGGGAAUGGCAGCGGGUCGAGGUUCUCUCCUGUGAUGGUUUUGCAAACGUUCUUUUUCUGGACUCUGGCGGCACCGAGCUCGUGGUACCAUACAGUCUUUACAAGAUACAUCCAACACACUGCACUUAUCCACCAAUGUGCAUGCAGCUUUGUAUGCAUGGAGUUGGUCCGCGUGAAGCCGACAAAAAGCUUGAAUGGAGUGAAGGUGCUAAAAAUGAGUGGAGAAAGCUUCUGCGUGAAGACUUGCCAAUGUCUAUCUCAGUUAUAGAACGACUGAAUCGGGAAAAUGACGAUAAAGUGCUGCCGAUCAGUGAACCUGCUUGGAAACGGCCUGGUGUGCUAUUUAUUAAGUUCCUCAGGGUUCAUGGAGACAAUGAAACAACUUUGAAGAAAUUCUGCAGCCCAUCUCGUUCCCCCAAUAACGGUUUACCUCAAAAAGAUGUGCCACGUAGUUGGCCUGAGUUUUCCUCUCAUUAGCAUCUUAUCUCAUUCUCAAGCAUGUAUUUUAUUCACAACUCUAUCUUACAUCUGUGCAGUGCAUUUUUGAGCUCAACCCUGCCCUUGCAUCAUUCCUUGUCGAAAAGAACUGGUCAAAAUUUUGGCUCCCGAUGGAAGUUGAAAUCUUAUAUGUUAGUGCACAUACAGCCUGUGCAAAUCGCAUACUUCCUUUCCUUUCGGCGCUAUCACCACGCCAAGACGUCGUACC